UCUGGUGUGGUUGCAUCAUGAAAGUGUGCACCCUCUUGUGCAUGAAAUAAAGUAUAUGCCCAGCAUAUAUUAUACGGGCUUAUAAUUAUUUUAUUUUUAAUGAUAAGGAUCGGGAUUCAACCCCGUCCAUUGUCCUGCAAUUUCGUCGGCUGAUUACUAUGACACACGUGCGUGAUACGAGCAAAAUCGGAGCAUCCUGUUGAUCCAUUGUAUCCAGAACCAGUAGCGACUAAAACUUCGGGCCUGCUGUACAUAAAAGAGGACACUGUCGAGCAUUCUUUUGUUUUGACUGAAUUGCCUGUGUUUAAGGAUAUCUUCGACCAUGGAUUACCGAUUAACAAUCUUGGUGUGCAUUGUCUUCUUCGCUCUCGUGUCGGCCUCGCCCGUCCGAGAGAAGCGCGACAUCAUGGAGUCGAUGAAAGGCGCUUGGAACGACAUGGUGAAGACGCUGAGCGACGCUAGCGACGCCGUCGUGCACGUCUUCAAGCCCACCGAACGCAGCAUUGUCAACAAAAUGGCCGACGGGAUGAAAGAUCUUACCAACUGACGACUUUCUAUAUGCUUAAGUUAAAAGGUUUUUUACAUGUUAAUUUAAAACGCAAAAGUAUCUUGUAAUUUUGUCGCCACAUUUAUAAAAUGUCUAUUGUUUUUGAAAACGAGAUUUCCACUUGCUUGAAAUUUUAUCGAGAGCCGAUUUUAGUGCUCAAUAUUUUUCUUCACUUUAACUGUAGGUUUAUAAUAUUCAGUUAAAUGUAUUUAUUUUUUAUAAAUGAUAAACAGUUUUUUUACGCU
Cydia fagiglandana is the source of this 792-nucleotide messenger RNA. RefSeq lists its product as uncharacterized. Bases 323 to 547 code for a protein of 74 amino acids. The transcript has 3 exons. The record is from RefSeq and is a predicted model, not a curated record. Lineage: Eukaryota; Metazoa; Arthropoda; Insecta; Lepidoptera; Tortricidae.